Molecule: messenger RNA, 4731 nt
Organism: Mya arenaria
Lineage: Eukaryota; Metazoa; Mollusca; Bivalvia; Myida; Myidae
Exons: 12
Coding region: 126-1598 (490 amino acids)
Source: RefSeq, a predicted model, not a curated record
CAAGAUGGCUGCCCCCAUACAGAACAACUUGCUCUUUUAUAAUUAUUCGAAAAAGGGGUACAUAUGAUCAUGGCCGAAGAAAAGUUGUGGGUGCACAAAACCCUCCCCUAGAUGCAGAUGAACUGAUGUCUGUGGAAGACCCCCUAGGAGUAUCACACACAGAUGAAAUUGAGCAGUUUCUGAUGCCUUUGGAUGACCUACUGGAAGUAUCAUACACGGAUGAUGUUCAAUACUUACUGAUGCCUGUUGAUGACCCCCUUGGGGUAUCGUAUGCAGAUGAAGUUGAAAACUUACUGAUGCCUGUAGAUGACCCCCUGGGAAUAUCCUAUGCAGAUGAAGUUGAAAACUUACUGAUGCCUUUGGAUGACCCCCUUGGAGUUUCAUUUACAAACACUGCUAGUGAUGACUAUUUCCUUGAUGACCUGAGUAUUUCUGGACCUCUGUGUGCAAGUACCCCAUGUAAACCUGAUACAAGCCGGGUUUCUGCAGUGACCACACCACAGAGAUCUUUCAAGAACUUUCUUGAGCGAGAAGUAAAUUCAGCCCAGAAAAUGAAGAAUAAAGCACUAGAAGCCUCAUCAAUCGCAGAUGCCCUUAACUACAAGUGUUCCUGUAACAACCAGUGUCUCAAGGACUAUACAUUCCGUCAAAUCAGAUCUGAAAGAAAAGCAUUCUGGGAGAAACCACAGUUUGAUAGAAAAAAAAAAUUAAGAAUGUAUUUAUUAGAUACAAAUAAAGAAGGAAGAUUUACCUAUAUAUUUUACAAUAAGAAAAAAUUAUGUGUGAAUAGCUUCCUCAAGCUUCUAAGAAUCAAUAAAAAUAAUUUUUACUUAUCAAAUAAUGACUUUGCACCUAAGGGAAAGUCCAAAGACGCAAGAACAUUGAAUGACAUUAAUUGGUUGGAAAAUUGUGCAUCAUUCUAUGGAGACAGAAUGCCAAAUAGUAAUGACAUUCUCCUUCCAUACAAAACUGUUAAAGAAUCCAUAUAUACAAAAUACACACGUGAAGAGGACCAUCCAGUAAGCAGAGCUCAAUUUUUCAAGACCUGGAAAAGCUACUUCCCACCCCUUAAGAUCAAACAGUCUAACUCCUUCUCCAAAUGUUCGACUUGUGUGUCCUUGGAAAGACAAAGAGAGAAAGCUGGUAGUGCUGUUGAAAGGGCCAAGUUCUCAUCUUUGAAAGAUGAGCACCAUGAGCGUCAACAGAUGGAAAGGCGUUACUACUACCAGAAAAGGGAUGCCAGCAGAACACAACAAGAAACCUACCUCUCCCUGAUCAUUGACGGCAUGGACCAAGCAAAGACAAGUCUGCCUCAUUUUGCAGGAAGGCAAUCAAAGAGCAUCAGCAAUGUUGACCUGUUGAAAACCCACGUUACUGGUGUUAUUAACCACGGCAAUGGAGGCUUUCAUUCCUAUGUGGAAAUCAACCAGUUCCCACAUGAUCCAAAUCUUACAAUCAACAUUCUGCUGAGGGCUCUCAAAAAGUCUGCAGACAAACAAAUGAAUUUCCUUCCACCAGUGCUGUACUUACAGUUUGAUAACUGUUGUCGGGAAAAUAAGAACCAUUGCGUGUUGGCCUUUGCAGAACUUCUGGUCUAAUUGAAUAUUUUCAAAGAGAUCCAUAUAUCGUUUUUGAUGGUGGGCCACACCCAUGAAGAUGUCGACGCCCAGUUUUCGCUGAUAUCUAGAACUCUUAAAACAAAAGAUUGUGAAACAAUUGAAUCCUUAAUGACUGUCUGUAACGGUGAACACAUGCAUACAGUGUAUGACGUUAAAAACUGGAUCUUGCCAAAUGCUAACAAAUUCAAACUGAUAACAACACCACUUCAUUAUAAAUUUCAAAAGAAGGAUGGCACUAUUAAUGUGUGUUACAAAGGACUCAACAGUCAGGAUUGGAUUUUACUGGAUGGACAUUUUCUAAACAAACUACCAAUUGGGAAACCACAUAUAGUUAUACGAGAUUUUUCCAAAAUAAGUGUUGAAAAAAGUGUGAAACAAAUUGAAACAAUUAAAAAUCUAUUUAAUGAGCAUUCCAAUUAUGUAUAUUGGACAGAUUUCUAUCAAAACUUAAAUAGGAAUGCAAUUGAAGACACACCAUGGAUUUUACCCCUCUUGCCAAGACAGAGUUCACAGAUUCCAGCUUCACUUAUUGUUCAUGUUCCGGAAACAGUUCAGGCAGCAAUGGAGAAAGAAUUACGAAUUCCAGUGGUCACAAACCAGGCAUCCAAGACAACCAGACAGAAAAAGAAGAAACCCAUUCAAAGGAAACCAAACAACCAAAAAAGGAGAAAAGUAAGAGUUUUCAUGGUACAGAAAACAAUGACAAUUCCAAUUGUGGACGAAAGGAAGAGGCAUUUCCUAUGGAAUAUAUUCUUAAGUGUCUUAGAACUGUUCAUACUGACCUUCUUUCAAAUUUUUGUUCUAGUUUUGUCAGUUUUGUUGAACAUGAUGUGUUAUUGGAUCUUAAUGAAAUAUAUUUAUGUGUUGAUAGCUGAAGUUAUAUUUACUCAUUUAGGACGAAGCCUUGCUUAUAGGCAUGUUGAACAAAUGCAAUUUUCAAUGUUAAUCUGCUUUGAUUUUAUCGGUAAAUCUCAUCUGUUGGGUACGUAGUGUUAAAUUAUUGCCUUUUUUUUGCACCACUGCAUUUGAACAAGCAAAUGCUAGAACUAGCAGAAAUGUGUCUUAGUUUAAAUAAUUAUGAUGCAAACAGUAUGAUGUCACAGUUGAGGUUAUUUUGGUGUAGAUUUUUAUGUUGCAAAUGUCUUAUCUUACUUUGAAUUUUAACUAAGGAGAAAAUUGAUUAUUGUUAAAUAUUUGUUUUCAACCAAAAGCUUGUGAAUAUACAGUUAUGAUAUUUGACUUCAGGAUUGGCAUCCGGCCAUUGUAAGUGCACAUUAACUUAAACUUAUGCCUUGGUCGUAAUUAAUUAGUUAAUAUUAUACAGUUAAAAUAUUCAAAUGAGCAAAGACCAUAACACAUAUAAUAAUUGAGUGAUUCCCAGUUUCAAUUGUAAAAAGAAUUAUCAGCUGCGGUUUCGCCUAUAUUUUGGCCAUGCUUUGAUAACUUGGCAACUUGGUACAAAUGUUCAUGAUCAGAAAAUUGUAUGAAGUUAACCAAACAUAAAAUUACACUAACUUUAAGUUUACUGACAUUAGCUUAUCACUACUUUAUAUCAGCAAAUAAAUCAUAUAAAAAAAUUAUCUAGAUAAAUACCAAUGAUAGAAUAAUUUUGAGUGAAUUUAAGAAUCACUGUGCCCUAUUCAAACAUGCAUGUUUUAAAACAAUAACUAAACUUUGUGUACAACCUACCUUUUUGUGUCCUUUAUCUCCGAGUUUGUAAGUAAAGAAACAUCAAUUAUCAAGGUUAUUUCUCACAUAUUGGACUACUUUUAAACAUACUUUUUACCUUAUUGAUAUCUUAAUAUUUUAAAUUUCGUUUCGUACUUAGGAUAUAUUAUGGCAAUUAGGUAUUAGUUCUUGCUGUUGUGUUUAAAAAUAUUGUGUAAAACAUGUUAUCAUUUGUUAUGCUUUUUGUUUUUGUGUGAGGUUUGUGUUUGGUUCCAAGGCACGAUUCCAUUCAUGUUUACAAUUAUUUUAAAUCAAGUCAAAGUGGCUUUUCAUAUGGAAACAGGGGACAUAUUACAUACGUGUAAGCAUUAUGAGUCAAAAUGCCAUGUAUGUUUGCUUGUCAAAAAAUCCAGACCCAUUCUGGGAGGGGGUGAGGUCUUAGAGAUAUUAUGGUUAAUGUAUACCAUGUAAAGCUGAAUGUGUUAAGUGUAGACCAGUGGCCAUGAUGACAGUCUCAAGUCCAAGUCUAGGCUCAGACUCAGAAAAGCAUUUUUAUAAAGGAACACAAAAUCAUAUUUAUUCCAUUUCUUCUACAAAAAUGUAAGUUAAUUAUAGUAAAACUUUCAAAUAUGAAUAUAUUUCAGCAAAUGUUACCAUAAAUGCUCUGAUAGAAGGAAAAUUACAAUGAAAUGAAGUUUUGCCAUAAUGAGUCUUGAGUCUGAGCUCAGAAUUGAGACUAUUCGUAAUCACUGCCCCAGAUGUAUUCUUGGGGUAAAUAUCAAGUCCCAUUUUAUGAUUUUAAAUGUGUUGGGUUAUCCUUUGACACACCACAAACUAUACUGAAAAUCAAAUACAUUGUUUAAAAACUGCAUUUAUAUAUAAAUUCUGCUUCUUCUAACAAUAUUGUACUGUUUUGUUUAUAACCUGUGAUAUUUCAACAUAUAUGUUUAUGUUUGAGACCUUUCAGCUGUUUAAUAAAUCUGAUAAAUUUGAUUACCGGUAUAUCAUUUUGUGAAGUGCUCUCAGACUCCUCAAUAAUGUCUAUUUGUAUUUUUUGUAUCAUUCUAUUUAUGGCUGAUUAUAAAUAGUUUUCUUUUGAAGGUUUACAAUCAUAUAUGAAUAUUUUUUGGAUUAUUUAUUGAUUUAUGUAACCAUAAGUAAUUCUGCUAAAUCUUAUUUUCAAUUAUGAAUAUUUUCUUUUAUCAAACUGCCUUUUUUAUAUAUUGUGGAUAUGUGAAUCCUUUUGAUUAGUUUUUGACAUAGUUUUACAUUUAAAUUAAGUAUUGUGUUGCCUUGACACAACUUUAUACUUAUAGCCAAAUGAGAAUUAUGAAAUAUACACUUCCAAACUUUCUUGGCAUUAGAUUGUCAUGCCAUUUUUUUAUAAGAUGCCUUUAAGUCUAUUGUAUGGGUUUGUGUGAAAAAUAAAAUGUUAUAAAAAUCA